Molecule: messenger RNA, 2049 nt
Organism: Helobdella robusta
Lineage: Eukaryota; Metazoa; Annelida; Clitellata; Rhynchobdellida; Glossiphoniidae
Exons: 6
Coding region: 1-2049 (682 amino acids)
Source: RefSeq, a predicted model, not a curated record
AUGGCGUGUGGAGUCCCUGAGUUCCAAAAGCUUCAACAACAACAACAACAUCAACAUCUGCAACAACAACAACAACCGAAGAACAAUGAUAAUAUCAACAAUUACAACCGGCUCGAAAAUGAUUUCAACCAUAGAUUUGAAAUUGGCUACUACGGUUACAGUCACAUUAAUAACAUUAAUAACGGCUUCAACAACAACAACAAUAAUAAUAAUAAUGAUGAAAACAUAAUCAACAACAUCAACAAUGACAAUGAUAAACACAUAAACAACAACAACAAUGUUGAAAACAUAAACAACAACAACAAAAUUGAUAACAACUAUACCAUCUACAAAAUUUUUGGCAACAACAUUAUUGACAGCAACACCAAUAAGAACAACAACAUCAUCAACAACAAAAUCAUCAUCAACAACAACAACAUUGUUGGCAACAACAACCACCACUUUAGUAACGUAGACGAAAAUGAGAGGAUAAAAGUUGAAAACGUAAUCAUAAUGACACAGGCGAGUUACGGUCGCAUGAAAUUAGGCCGAUGUGUAACCAAAGAUUAUGGAUAUCUGGGAUGCAGCGCUGACGUCAUCAGUGAUUUGGACGUUCUCUGCUCCGGAAGGUCAAAGUGCACAGUGCCUGUAUCUAAACUGAGAGAGGUCGUUCAACCGUGUCCACGUGAUCUGACGUCACAUCUCAUGGCUAUUUAUAGAUGUGUUCCAGCAUCAUCAUCAUCAUCGUCGUCAACACUUUUGACCAUUAAAUUUAGACCUGGAUUGAAAGCGAUAAUAAAUUUGUACAUAUUUGGAAGAGACACCAUCAAUAACAACAACAACAAAAACAACUACAAUAAUAAUAAUAAUAGCAAUAACAACAACAAUAAUAAUAAUAAUAGCAAUAAUAAAAAUAAGUACAACAUUAACACUAACAACAACGCCAGUAACUACGUUCAUAAUAUUAUUAAUAAAAAAAUGUUUAACAACAACAACAACAACAACAACAACAAUAAUAAUAAUAAUAACAACAACAACAAUAACAAUAAUAAUAAUAACAACAUCAAUAAUGUUCACAGCGACGACAUUUAUAAUGCUGAUAAUAUAUCGAUAGAAUCGCAUAUAAAUUCGUAUACAAUUUUAAACCAAUACCAUGAGGACGACGACGACGAUGAUGAAAAUGGUGGUGAUGAUAAUGACAGGAACAACAACAACAACAACAACAAUAAUAAUAAUAAUAAUAUCGUUAACCCCUACAACAACAAUAAAUUACGAGACGAAAUUCAAUGUAAUUUAAUCAUAGAAAUCUACGAUCAGAACAAAAACAUCAACAACAACAACAACAACAACAAUAUCAACAACAACAACAAAAAUAAUAAUAAUAUUUAUAACAAUGAUAAUAAUAUUUAUAAUAAUGAUAAUAAUGGUAAUAACAAUAAUAAUAACGAAAACAACAGAAUGAAAAAUAUCAACCCGUGCUUACUUGAUGGCCGAUUCUACAACAUCCACAACUCACACAACAACAUCAUUAUCGUCAACAUAACGCAGAGGUUAACUGCUUCAAUGCUACCAAAAAAUAACAUAAACAAACAAACCAAUACUACUACUACUAAUAAUAAAACCGUUAUUAAAACCAUUAACAACAACAAAACUGAAAAUGAUGGCACUAAUAACAGCAAUACCACUACUACUAAUAACAAUAAUAAUAACAACAACAACAACAUUAUUUUUAUUGACCAAAACAACAGUCACAGUAACACUACGCUCUUUAGCAUUAUCAACCACAAUAACAUUAGUUUUAUUAACAACAACAACAUUGAAAACCAAAACGUUAACAACAACAACAACAACAUCAACUACAUCCUCAACAACAACAACAUCAACUAUAAUAACAACGACAUUAACAACAACAACUACUACUACAACAACAACAUCAACAAAAACAACAUCAACAUCAACUACAAUAACAACGACAUUAACAACAACAACAACAUCAUCGACAACGACAACAUCAACAGCCACAAUUUCGCAUUCAAAGAACGACUUCUCCUCGAAAUUCUUGGUUAUUAA